This is a messenger RNA of Manduca sexta (tobacco hornworm), 1445 nucleotides long. Its product is annotated as leucine-rich repeat-containing protein 23-like. The record is from RefSeq and is a predicted model, not a curated record. Lineage: Eukaryota; Metazoa; Arthropoda; Insecta; Lepidoptera; Sphingidae. The transcript has 4 exons. Bases 318 to 1382 code for a protein of 354 amino acids. Gene Ontology annotation, molecular function: protein binding.
CAAUUAAAAGUUACCACUAAAUAAAUGUGAAGCUCACGGUUUUACGUUUAUAACCAUUAUUAAUCUAUAAUUGCGUAUUAUUUGUUAACCCGAACAAUUUUAAAAUUAUAAAAUAACGAGCAUAUUAUUACUUAGUAUUUACAUGGACAAUGUUGAUUAAUAAAAUAAUAACAUUUCCGUCACGACAUAAAAACUGCUUGAUUUAAAUAUUUAUUUAAAAAACACUCAUUUUUGAAAUUGACACAUCAAAAUAUGACAAUCAGCACUCGUCAAAAACUUAUUGACAACAGCAUAAACUUAACUAUUGAGGUAACAAAAUGCUAAAAUCUCACUUCGACCUUCGAAGGGACGAUGUCGAAGAAGGAGAAGUAGAGGCGGAGGAACACGCGCCACCAGAAACCGUACCCGAAGAGGAGAAAAUAUCAUAUCCGGAAAGGAAAUUGAACAAGUCUGAAGUCAGCAUCAGGCUCAGCAUGUUGGGAAAGACUGCUGAAGGAGACGGAUACACAUAUUUAAAGGCGACUCUAACUGACAUGAAGUUAACGGACAUUACUGCGAUAAAGAGCUUCAAACAUUUACAAUUCCUCAACGUAUCCAACAAUUUCUUGGACCUGGAGGCGCUGCAAGUUAUAACACAGCUACAGUUUCUAAUACUGAUCCAAGCUGACAAGAACAAUCUCUACUCAGUCGCUCUGAAGAAGAUGAAGUAUAUGCAAGUGAUGAUUAUGAACAAUAACAACGUGAGCAGCGUCCACGAUGUAUUCCAACCAGAACUGAGCACGCUAGAAUUGGCGUACAAUAAAAUACAAAAAGUUCGCUUCGACAGCAAAAUGUCCAACAUCAAAUGCCUAGAUUUCAGAUACAACAUAAUAGACGACAUCGGCGAUAUAAAUUUUCCAAACUUGGACAGUCUGUAUUUGGCAGGAAACAAGAUAACGAGCUUGGUCGGUAUAGAGAAAUUGGUUAAUUUGAGGAUUUUGCACGUCAGAUACAAUCCCAUAAGGACGUUGAACGGAUUUGUUCCUGAACUGAAAAAACUACAGUACAUAAACUUAAGAAAUUGUAAAAUUGCUUCUUUGAAACAAGUGAAGAAACUUAAGGUUCUGAAGGCACUGGACACACUCAUCAUAAAGGGUUGUCCGUACAUGGGUGGGACGGGCGAGGAGACAGCGGAGGUAGGUGCUGAAGAAGAGGACCCAGAGUUGAGACUCGAGGUGUUAGCGUCGCUCCCUAGACUGAAGAGAUUGAACAAGAAUGUCGUGUCGCCUGAAGAAAAAAAUGAAGCUAAAGAAUUAAUGAAACAAUGGCUGGAAGAAGGGUUCAAAGAUGAAGAAGAUGUUGAAGAAGAAGAAAAUGAAGAACAAUCGAACGCAGAAGAUUGAUUUUCUCUAACAUAGCAUUACUAAUAAUAAAAAACAUAAAACAAAUGCAAAAGUUACUCAAAA